Necator americanus (New World hookworm) is the source of this 429-nucleotide messenger RNA. RefSeq lists its product as uncharacterized. NCBI's taxonomy places the organism in Eukaryota, Metazoa, Nematoda, Chromadorea, Rhabditida, Ancylostomatidae. The transcript has 3 exons. The coding region runs from base 1 to 429 and encodes 142 amino acids. The record is from RefSeq and is a predicted model, not a curated record.
AUGUCCGACUGGGCUUCCAAAUGGGAUAUGCGCAUUAACUACGACAAGUCUCUGGAUUUGCAUGUAGGAAUUGUUGUGGAUGAUAACCUCAACUUCACAGAACAUAUUGAUCACAUUGGAAGAAAAGCAUACUCUUCCCUUUUACGGCUAUUCCGCAUUGCCACACCAUUAAUCCAACUAUUCUCACCCAUCUAUACAAAUCGUUCGUCUUACCUCAUCUCGAAUAUGGCUCUUUGUUUGGAGUCCUUCAAAGAAAAGACAGCAAAACUCGAAACGGUGCAGGAGGCUUUUACCCGUAUUUUAUUCAGAAGAAUAUCAGCAGACCUGGCGGUGAGUAGCUACGAGGAUUGUCUCAAAAAAUUAGCUUACUGCGAGGCCACUCUUUUAAUUCCUCCUGCAUAUGAAGUCUCACUGAAGCUCAUUCGCUAA